This is a messenger RNA of Anopheles marshallii, 1218 nucleotides long. Its product is annotated as toll-like receptor 9. The record is from RefSeq and is a predicted model, not a curated record. Gene Ontology annotation, molecular function: protein binding. NCBI's taxonomy places the organism in Eukaryota, Metazoa, Arthropoda, Insecta, Diptera, Culicidae. Bases 1 to 1218 code for a protein of 405 amino acids. The transcript has 2 exons.
AUGAUGCUACAAAUAAGUUGCCAACUGGUUGUGUUCCUGCUCUGCACCAUUCUGCUGACACUUUCAUCCACUGACGCCGGUCCAACGUACGAAUGUGAGCUGCAGAAGCGCGACGAUGAGAAUGUGUGCGUGUUCCGCAAUGUGAUGUACGCCACCAAUAUAACAGGCGUUACGUUUAAGGCGCCGGCCGGCAAGAUACAGCAUGUCGCCUUCGAGGACAGCUCACUCGAACAUUUACCGAAAGAACUGCUGAGCGCAUUUCCCGAUCUACGGUCGCUUAGUGUACCGAACACUAAUCUCAGCUCGGUCAUCAUUCCCGCCAAGCUGGAGCGUCUGUACGCGUCGGAUAAUCAAAUCUCGCGCGUUAUCGUGCACCAGACGCGCGAUAGUACGACCAUGCAGGAGCUAAUGCUCGACUCCAACAACCUGCAGGAUGUGUCCAAUCUGACGCGCUUGGCAAAGCUGGAAAUCCUUAAUCUGAGCGGCAACAAGGACCUCGCGAUUGAGGGUACGAUCGAGCUGGGACGGUUCAAGGGUAUGAACGGGUUGCGUCACCUGUUACUUUCCGACGUGGGUGCCUAUUAUUUCGAGAAUGAAAACGAUGUGUCACUGCCGGAGUUGGAACUGCUUGACCUCUCCAACAAUAGGCUGCUAACGUCGAGCUUACUCGUGAAAGUGUUCGCACCGCUGAAAUCGCUACAGAUCCUGCGACUCGGCCACAACCAGUUACAGGAUCUAGAUGUGAAGCAGCUGACGGAUGGCAAUCCGCAGUUGAAACAGAUCUACCUCGAGGGCAGCCAUUUCAAGUGCGGUCAUCAACGGUUGAUUGUAAACCACUUGCAUACGGCCGGUGUGGAGACGCCCGUCACCAACAGGCAGGGUCGUUGUGUGUUGGGUUUUGAGAAGCAGGAUGAUAUGUGCUGCGUUGCCGAAAUGACCUUCGGUUCUGGUACGCCUGGGACGCAAACACCAAAAGUACUACCGAGACCAUCGGACGAGGAAGGUAACCGAAUUACGGAUAGAACGUCCAUUAGCACCAGCACGGAUACGGUGGUCAUGGUGCAUAACAAGGAACGGACGACAAGUACUGUGACUCCUCCUGCAACCGUACCUAAAUCGAACGAUGGCAAGAACGGGGCAACGAUGGUCACGUUGGGUAACACUGGCUGGUUCGGUGUUUUGUUAGUAACGGCCAUUGUGAAACUAAUUCUAUUCUAA